AUGUCAAAUAUUGCCAUGUUAUGUGUAUUUAAAGCAUCACCAAAAAAAAAUAAAUCUAAUGCUUUUCACAAACUUUAUUACGUUGAUUUUUUUUUCAAAAUGUAUUGUGCUUUGAUUUCAUCAAUUGCUAAGUUACAAUUAUUUUAUAUAAAUGGAUAUUUUUUUUGGCAUAUUCAAAGAUUAAGUUAUUUUGAAUUUAAUAUUACAACUCAAAUUAUAAUGUCAAUACUUGUUGCAUAUGGAAAUUAUAUUGAUAUAACUUUUUUAACAGGAAGAGAAAUUUUAAGACAUUACAUUCUAUGGUAUCAUAUAAAAUUAACAAACAAAAGUGUUUGUUUAUUUAUAUUUUUAAUAAUUUUUACUGCACUUUUUGGUGUAUUACUUAAUGGUGUUGUUUUUUUUGAUCGUGUUGAAAUGCCAAUGAAAAAAAUGGAUGUUAGUCUUGAGGGAACACAAACAACAUUAGAAGAUUUAUUUUCAAAAAGUAUUGUAAUAAAAGUGAAAACAAAAAUUUUUAUGAUACUUAUAUUUGCAUGUCUAUUAAAUUAUAGAAAACUUAUUCUUUUUCUUGCUAUUGGAGAUUUAUGUAAUUGUAUUUAUGUUUUUAUGCAAGGAUAUGAAAGAAAAGAAAUUUAUUUACUUGCUUCUGAAACAGGAUAUAUUCAAAAUCAAACUUAUUGGACAUGUGCAUUAAAAGUUUUUGAUUGGAUGGGUUUAUUAGGAUCAUUAAUACCACAUAUAGUAACUUUUGUUAUGGGUAUUGAAAGAUUAAUAGCAUUUAGAUGUCCUAUUUUUUUUAAAAGAUAUCUUAAUAAAAGUGAUAUAAAAGCUUGUAUUUUUUGUUUUAUUUAUACUUUUAUUAAUAUAAUAUUAGCUUUUACUCUUGCAUUCCUUCAUAGAGAUACACCAUCACGAUAUUAUUGUGGUAGAAAAGUUUCAUAUACCCAUGUAUAUAUUUCAUUUAUAUAUGGUAUGAGUGUUUUUGGAUAUGUUUCAUGUUUCCUAAUAACACUUUCAGUACUUAUAUAUUUAAAAUUUUUAUUAAAUCUUGAUAAAAAAGUUAUAAUUAUAUAUAAGAAAAAUACAAAUGAAAGUAAAGAUUUUAAAAGGCGAAUAAAAAGUUAUCAACGUAUAAAACAAGUUGUAGUUAUAUCAUUCAUCUCUUCAAUAACAAUUUCUCUGCCAAAUUUUAUUUCCCUUGCUUCAGUUGUUGUAGGACCUUUAGAUUCUUAUAUAGCAGAUACAGCAGAUUGUAUUUCUGUUGGAAAAUCUUCAAUAAAUUUUUUUGUUUACCUUAUAUUUGAUAAAGAAUUUCGAAACUCUAUAAUAAGAUUAUAUGAAAAUAUAAGGCAAUUACUUAUUUAG
Strongyloides ratti is the source of this 1365-nucleotide messenger RNA. Its product is annotated as 7TM GPCR, olfactory receptor/chemoreceptor Srsx family-containing protein. The transcript has 6 exons. The record is from RefSeq and is a predicted model, not a curated record. The coding region runs from base 1 to 1365 and encodes 454 amino acids. Lineage: Eukaryota; Metazoa; Nematoda; Chromadorea; Rhabditida; Strongyloididae.